AUGGAGUACACGCCGCCCCCCAAGCCGCAGCUCUCCUCUCGGGCCAACGCCUUCUCCAUCGCCGCCCUCAUGUCGAGCGGCAGCUCCAAGGACAAGGAGUCCCCCGAGAGCACUAUCAAGCCUCUGGAACAAUUCGUUGAGAAAUCCUCUUGCGCCCAGCCUUUGAGCGAUUUAUCCAGCCUGGACCCUCACGGGGAUUUUAGCAGCAGCCCUUCAUCCCUGUGCACCGAGCCCCUCAUACCCACCACCCCCAUCAUCCCCAGCGAGGAGAUGGCCAAAAUCUCCUGCAGCCUGGAGACCAAAGAGCUCUGGGACAAGUUUCACGAACUGGGUACCGAGAUGAUCAUCACCAAAUCCGGGAGGAGAAUGUUUCCAACGAUCAGGGUUUCCUUCUCGGGAGUGGAUCCUGAGGCCAAGUAUAUUGUGUUAAUGGAUAUAGUUCCUGUGGACAAUAAAAGAUAUAGAUAUGCCUACCACAGGUCUUCCUGGUUAGUGGCUGGAAAAGCUGACCCUCCUCUCCCUGCAAGGUUGUAUGUGCACCCUGACUCCCCAUUCACAGGAGAGCAACUGCUGAAGCAGAUGGUGUCCUUUGAAAAAGUGAAACUCACCAACAACGAGCUGGAUCAGCACGGCCACAUCAUUUUGAACUCCAUGCACAAGUACCAGCCAAGGGUACAUAUCAUUAAGAAAAAGGAUCACACGGCUUCUUUGCUAAAUCUGAAGUCAGAAGAGUUCAGGACGUUUAUCUUUCCAGAGACAGUUUUUACUGCUGUUACUGCCUACCAGAAUCAGUUGAUAACUAAGUUGAAAAUUGACAGCAAUCCUUUCGCUAAAGGAUUCCGUGACUCUUCCAGACUCACUGAUAUUGAGAGAGAAAGUGUGGAGAGCCUUAUCCAAAAGCAUUCCUAUGCCCGAUCCCCCAUUCGAACCUAUGGAGGAGAAGACGAUCUUGGAGAUGAGAGCCAGGCAACACAAAGCAGAGGGUCAGCCUUUACAACAUCUGAUAACCUGUCCCUCAGCUCCUGGGUUUCCUCUUCAACCAGUUUUCCGGGAUUUCAGCAUCCACAGUCUUUGAGUGCCCUGGGUACCAGCACUGCAUCCAUAGCUACACCCAUUCCUCAUCCGAUCCAAGGAUCUCUGCCUCCGUACAGCCGCCUGGGAAUGCCUCUUACACCCUCUGCUAUAGCCAGCUCCAUGCAAGGUAGUGGUCCCACUUUCCCAUCCUUCCACAUGCCUAGGUACCACCAUUAUUUUCAGCAGGGUCCUUAUGCAGCUAUCCAAGGACUGCGUCACUCUUCCGCAGUGAUGACACCGUUUGUAUGAGUGACAAGAGAAACACAACAUUUUAAAUGUGCAAGUUUGGUAUGAAGAAUACAAGGGACCUUUCUGAAAGGCCUGUGGCAGGCGUGCUGAACUUGUAACAAACCAGCUAAAAAAAUGCAUUAUGGAUAUAGAUUCCUCUUUCAAGGGAUCACAAGAAGCGAGCAUGCAGCUUGGAGCUGCUCACAGAUCUAUGUGUAACACAGCCAAAAUGGAUCCCAAAGUCCCCAGGAUUUUUGGUCACAUGCAGCUUGUUCCAAAGGUGCAUUAUACCUAGCAGAAAAAGAUUAUGUUUAUGCAGCAGCGUACAAAUUAAUUGUCUAUAGGUCUUUUUUCAUAUGCUAGAUGGAUUAUGAAAAAGGCAAUACUCUCACUCAUCUUCAUCUCUUCUUGUGGCUGAUGAGCAUCUAAACAGAAAAAUGUAUUGCUAUAACUUUGAGCAUGUUUUAGGCUAUCUCAGCAUACAUUUGUGAAAACACAACAAAGUGGAGAAGACCACUGUCCUUUUUAAGACUGGCUUAUAUUCAUGAAAACCAGUAUUUCUUAGUUGCUACUAUAAUCACAAAGAGAAAAUUAUUGACAAGUAUUUCUUUCUUUCUUUGUUUCUUUCACAAAACACUUA
Molecule: messenger RNA, 1942 nt
Organism: Chiroxiphia lanceolata (lance-tailed manakin)
Lineage: Eukaryota; Metazoa; Chordata; Aves; Passeriformes; Pipridae
Gene: TBX20
Product: T-box transcription factor 20
Exons: 8
Coding region: 1-1323 (440 amino acids)
Biological process (GO): cell fate specification; heart looping; regulation of transcription by RNA polymerase II
Cellular component (GO): nucleus
Molecular function (GO): DNA-binding transcription factor activity, RNA polymerase II-specific; RNA polymerase II cis-regulatory region sequence-specific DNA binding
Source: RefSeq, a predicted model, not a curated record